Phalaenopsis equestris is the source of this 3993-nucleotide messenger RNA. RefSeq names its product pentatricopeptide repeat-containing protein At4g31850, chloroplastic. Gene Ontology annotation, molecular function: protein binding. Bases 508 to 3840 code for a protein of 1110 amino acids. The record is from RefSeq and is a predicted model, not a curated record. NCBI's taxonomy places the organism in Eukaryota, Viridiplantae, Streptophyta, Magnoliopsida, Asparagales, Orchidaceae. The transcript has a single exon.
UGUAACCAAUAUACAACAUAGCUAUCAAAAGCAUCGGUGAAAACGGCUCCGCGAAAUCCUAUCCUGUGGCAAUAGAAGAAAAUGGAGAUUGAAGAGGCGUUUUAGGUUGGCUGCUUCGGACCUGGUCUGUAACGAAAAUACACAUUUUUUCACUUUUUUUUUUUCCAACGAGUUUAGCCCUUUACAAAUGGCCAUAUAUCAUGUCGAAGCAGCAUAUAUUUUUUCCUACAGAUCAGGCUAAACUUUUCGCUGAUUCUAUUAGUUAGUUGCCUGUUGCCACGCUAGAAAUUCCCCGAUUCAGUGCCAGACAUUUGAAAAUAUCCUUAUCAGAGAAAUUGCGGGAGAAAAAGCCAUGGUUAUCUCUUCCUCUUCUCCCUCAUCUGAUGAAAUAACAGGUAAAGCAGAUGACAAAACCAUUCAACUCUUCCUAGUUCGGCUAUUUUCUAUGGAAUUCACCAUGCAGUGAUGUGAAUCACACACAAUAUCGUAGCCUCUUUCGUUUUUUCAAUGGGUUUGAGCAUUAUAGAGCUCAGCCCUUCGGGAAUUUGUAGCUUUGGAUCGAAGAGUUCUGAAAGCAAGGCGAAAGGUAAGGUUUUUGGUGAUCUGGCUUCAGUUGGAGGGACAAAAGUUGGGAGUUCUAAAGUUUUUCCAGGUUUAUUUUUCUUGAAUCGUAAGAAAAUUAGAAGAAACCUUGUGGAUAGUACUCGAACCGACGGGAUGAUUGGUUGCGGUGUCGAUUUGAAGGAGCUAUGGAGAAAUGGGAUCACUUCGGAUAACAUUUUAAGCAUCCUGAAGCCUAUUUCAGACCCGAUUCAAGCCUUUCAUCUCUUCAAAUCAGCUGCAGAACAGCCCAAUAUUAUUCACACAACCGAUUCCUUCAAUUACAUGCUUGAGUUGUUGAGAAGCCAUGGUAGAGUAGAAGAGAUGGCCAUUGUGUUCGAUUUGAUGCAGAAGCGAAUUGUUAAGAGAAACCCUAACACAUUCCUGAGCAUUUUCAAGGCCCUAAAUGUUAAAGGAGGACUCAGGAGCGCCCCUUUUGCACUCAAGAAGAUGAAAGCAGCAGGUUUUGUCUUGAAUGCAUUUUCCGUUAAUGGUUUGAUAUAUUUCCUCCUUGAGUUGGGUUUGCAUCAAGAGGCGGUUGAAGUUUACAAGACGAUGAUCUCAGAAGGGGUUGUUCCUAGCCUCAAAACAUAUUCUGCUCUAAUGGUGGCUUCUGGUAAGAGAAGGAAAAAUGAAUUUGUUAUGGAGCUUUUAAACGAGAUGGAAAGCUUAGGAUUGAAACCAAAUCUGUACACCUUUACAAUAUGCAUCAAUGUUCUUGGAAAAGCAGGAAAAUUUGAUGAAGUUUAUAGUCUUUUGAGGAGGAUGGAAGAUGAUGGGUGUAAACCGGAUGUUGUCACUUAUACUGUGCUUAUUGAUGUUCUUUGUGAAGCUGGGAAACUCAAGCAAGCCCUGGACCUGUUCUGGAAGAUGAAAUCAAGCGAGCAGAAACCUGAUAGAGUAACUUAUAUUACGUUGUUGGACAAGUUUGGUGAUGCCGGUGAUUUACAAUUGGUGCUUAAGUUUUGGAUGGAAAUGGAAGCUGAUGGUUAUAUAGCUGAUGUGGUUGUUUUCACCAUACUAGUGGAUACUUUCUGCAAACAUGGAAAGAUUGGACAAGCCUAUGAGAUGCUUCGAGUAAUGGAGGAAAAAGGCGUAUCGCCGAACUCGCACACUUAUCAUGCAUUGAUUGGGGGGCUCUUAAGGGACAAUAGAUUAGACGAAGCUAAAGAGCUCCUACAUUGUAUGGAACUUAAUGGUCUAAAACCUACAUCUUUUUCGUAUGUCCUUUUCAUUGACUACCAUGGAAAAGCUAGAGACUUUGAGCAAGCUUUUAAAACAUAUGAGAUGAUGAAAAGUGAGGGAAUUGUGCCCAACAUUGUAGCUUUUAAUUCUUGUUUGUACGGUCUAGCUGAAUCCUCGAAUUUAGCGAAGGCGGAAGAAUUAUUUCAAGAAUUACAAGUCAUUGGCUUAUCUCCAGAUGCUAUCACUUAUAGCAUGAUGAUAAAAUGCUACAACAAGUCUGGGAAAGCCAAUGAAGCUAUAAAAAUGUUCGUCGAAAUGACCAAAAAUCGAUGCGAUCCAGAUGAAAUUACAGUGAAUUCGCUCAUUGAUGUGCUCUACAAGGCAGGUAGAGAGGAAGAAGCUUGGCAGAUGUUCCUCAGAAUGAAGACAAUGAAACUAGAACCAACUGUUGUUACUUUCAACACAUUAUUGGCAGGCUUAGGAAAGGAAAAAAAGGUUAAAGAGAUGAUGCAGCUGUUUCAGGAGAUGAAUUCACAUGGUUGUUCUCCAAAUACCAUAACAUACAAUACAUUAUUAGAUUGUCUUUGCAAGAAUGGGGCGGUUGAUAUGGCAAUUAAUAUGCUUUAUGGAAUGAUGGAAAAAAAUUGCACACCUGACCUUCUAUCUUAUAACACUGUUAUACAUGGUCUAAUCAAAGAGGAUAGAAUAAAAGAAGCAUUAUGGUUCUUCCAUCAAAUGAGGAAAGUUUUAUUUCCUGAUUUUGCUACUCUGUGUACUAUCCUUCCUGGUCUUUUGAGAAAUGGAUUUGUUGAUGAAGCACUGUAUCUUGUUGAUAAAUACAUAUUUCAGUUAGAUGUAGAAAUGGGCAGGGGACCUUGGGAAGCUCUUAUGGAAGGGGUGUUGAUUGAAGCUGGAUUUGAUAAAUCAGUUGCCUUUGCUGAAAGACUUGCUGCUAAUGAAACAUUCACUAAUGAUUACUUAUUAUGCUCUCUGAUUAAAUAUCUUUGCAAGCAUAAGAAUGCUCUUCCUGCACUGAAUCUCUUUAAGAAAUUCAAGAGCUAUGGUAUUAAACCAACCAAUUACGCAUAUAAUGAUCUAAUUUGCGGCCUUGCCGAAUCCAACCUCACCGAAACUGUUCGAGAAAUUUUUGAGGAAAUGAAAAGGACUGGCUUUUUUCCUGAUAUUUUUGCCUGCAAUUACUUGCUUGAUAAUUUGGGAAAAUCCAAGAGGAUGGCCGAAAUGCUGGAUCUUUACAAAGAGAUGCAUGUUAAGGGAAGAAAACCAAAUAUUUUUACUUACAAUAUAGUUAUUUCAGGUCUUGUUAGAUCCAAUAAAUUAGAUCAGGCUAUUGAUUUCUACUAUGAUUUGGUGAGCAGAGAGAUCACUCCAACCCCAUGUACAUAUGGUCCUCUUAUCAACGGGCUUCUCAAGUCUGGCAAAGUAACCGAAGCCGAAGAUCUCUUCCAAGAGAUGCUUGAUUAUGGAUGCAAGCCUAAUACUGCAAUUUACAAUAUUCUCAUGAAUGGUUAUGCAAAGUCUGGUGAUACACGAAGUGCCUGUCAACUGUUGGAAGAAAUGCAUGAAAGGGGAGUAAAACCCGAUGUGAAAUCAUAUACUAUCUUGAUAGACUCUCUCUGCUUCAUCAAUAGAGUCCAUGAAGCUUUUCUGUAUUUUCAGGAAAUGGUUGCUUCAGGCCUUGAGCCUGACCUUAUGACUUAUAAUUUCAUGAUAGAUGGUCUUGGCAAGUGUCAGAGAUUACAGGAAGCCAUGGCUCUCUUUGGUGAAAUGCAGAAGAAGGGCAUUGUUCCAGAUUUGUAUAGCUACAACUCCUUGAUUUUCAGCUUUGGGAAGGCAGGGAAAAUAAGUGAAGCUUGGAGAAUAUAUGAGCAGCUUCAGCUGAAGGGUUUGGAGCCAAAUGUCUUCACAUAUAAUGCUCUUAUUCGGGGAUACAGUAUAUAUGGGGAAGCCGAGGAGGCUUAUGCUGUGUAUAAGAAGAUGAUGGUGGGAGGUUGCCAACCGAAUAUGGGAACAUUUGAGCAGCUUCCUAAUCGGUAAUGUUGCACUUCACAACACCUUUCAGCAUUUAUUUUUUUAUUCUGAUGUAUGGUGAGUAGAUGAACUGAAUUACUGACCGUUAAGGUUUGUAACCAGCUGUAGUUUUCCUGCUAGCUGGAACUUAUUCUUAGUUCUUUCUAAUUUUUUUUUUGG